AUGGGACAGUCUAUGAGUUUCAUGGGAUUGGGAGGAGGGCUGCAAUCCAGCCAGAUGCUAAACUUUUUAAUCGGAAAGGUGUACCAGCAGUUCGUCGACAAGGAUAUCCGAAAUUUUGAGGAUUUCCAGUUCGCCAUUCUCGAUAUUUUCAAAGUGCAAGACAGGAGGAACAUCUUCAACCAAUUUAUGAAGGAGAAUGUAAGGCUAAGCAAGGUCGAUAAUGCUACCCUGAUAACAGGAGUUGUAACGCCGCCGGUAGCCAUGGCUGCUAAAAGGGCAGGGGAGAGUGUGCCCCAGCUCAAAAUGAUCAAGGCCAUUCCUGACGUCUUUUUCGUGCCAUCAGCAACAGUGUUGGCUCUCAUUUCUGUUAAGAUUUACAAAAGAAUUUUCACGGGAAAAAAUGCAUCUUCGACACAGUCCGAACCUGAUAUCCAGACGAAGACCGAAACCAUUGGCGAAGCUAGAGCACCGCAAGGAGGUGCUGCUGCGUCUUCGGUCAUCGGAAUUCACCAUGAGGAGCCAGCUCGAGCUCCCUCAUUUUAG
Pyrus x bretschneideri (Chinese white pear) is the source of this 543-nucleotide messenger RNA. RefSeq lists its product as uncharacterized. The record is from RefSeq and is a predicted model, not a curated record. Lineage: Eukaryota; Viridiplantae; Streptophyta; Magnoliopsida; Rosales; Rosaceae. The transcript has 3 exons. The coding region runs from base 1 to 543 and encodes 180 amino acids.